UCUGAACUCCGACGUGGCCAGCGGUGAGAAUAGGAAAUAGUAUUCUUCGAGCUUUCCUUCUUCCGCUCUUCUACUGCCUCCCAUGUUUGUGGUUUGUGUGUGACAGGGAAGGCUGAAGUUUGUGGUUUGCGGGGCUCUUUCGCGUUCCUUUCUAGACAAGCUAGUUCCGAUUCAUUCAUGGCUUCAGUAAUGCUUAGUGGAGCUGAAAAUCUUGCGCUCUUAAGUAGCAGAAACCCUAAUAAGUUAGGUUUUAUAGGGUCGGAUUGGCAUGGGAAGAACUUCCCAAGAGUGGGUUUUGCUAGUUCUGCUAGAGUUCCCAAUUACAGGACCAUAGCACCCAAGUGUAGUCUCUCGGCUUCGAGGCCUAGCUCACAGCCGAGGUUCAUACAACACAAGAAAGAGGCCUUUUGGUUCUAUAGAUUUCUGUCUAUUGUAUACGACCAUAUCAUAAAUCCUGGGCAUUGGACUGAGGACAUGAGGGAUGAGGCACUUGAACCAGCUGAUCUCAGUGAUAGAAAUAUGAUAGUCGUAGAUGUUGGUGGUGGCACGGGUUUUACCACAUUGGGAAUAGUGAAACAUGUGGAUGCGAAGAAUGUUACGAUUCUGGACCAAUCACCUCAUCAGCUUGCUAAGGCCAAGCAGAAGGAACCACUGAAGGAAUGCAAAAUAAUUGAAGGUGAUGCUGAGGAUCUUCCUUUUCGUACUGAUUACGCUGACAGAUACGUAUCUGCAGGAAGUAUUGAGUACUGGCCAGAUCCACAACGAGGCAUCAGGGAAGCAUACAGGGUUUUGAAACUUGGAGGCAAAGCAUGUAUAAUUGGACCAGUUUAUCCUACGUUUUGGUUGUCACGCUUCUUUGCUGAUGUUUGGAUGCUUUUCCCUAAGGAGGAAGAGUACAUUGAGUGGUUUGAAAAAGCAGGAUUCAAGGAUGUCCAACUGAAGCGGAUUGGCCCAAAAUGGUAUCGCGGGGUUCGUCGUCAUGGCUUAAUCAUGGGUUGUUCUGUCACUGGUGUUAAACCUGCAUCUGGAGAUUCUCCUUUGCAGCUUGGUCCAAAGGAAGAAGAUGUCAAAAAGCCUGUAAAUCCUUUUGUCUUCUUGAUGCGGUUGAUUUUGGGUGCCAUGGCUGCUACAUGGUUUGUAUUGGUUCCUGUUUACAUGUGGCUCAAAGAUCAAAUUGUUCCCAAAGGUCAGCCAAUCUGAGACCUUGUUAGCCGAGGAACCUUGUUAUAUUUUCGGUGAUUUUGUUCACCUUUUCGUCAAGCUAAGAUGACAUCUGCAGCCGAGAAACAUUUUAUCAUACCUCACUGGUAUGGUCAAUUUACUGUCACAUAUUAGUCUCGACUAGUUAAGCUUCGAUGUUGCUGCAUGCCUUUGCAAGCCAUGUUUUAUGAGGAUCAAAUUGCACUCAACAGGGAUUACAAAUCGUGGAGUGAUUGAGUAACCGGUGAACACAAUAAAUUGAUCUUGAAUAUUUCUUCGAAA
This is a messenger RNA of Neltuma alba, 1482 nucleotides long. RefSeq names its product 2-methyl-6-phytyl-1,4-hydroquinone methyltransferase, chloroplastic. The transcript is spliced from 4 exons. Gene Ontology annotation, biological process: methylation. Gene Ontology annotation, molecular function: 2-methyl-6-phytyl-1,4-benzoquinone methyltransferase activity. The record is from RefSeq and is a predicted model, not a curated record. Lineage: Eukaryota; Viridiplantae; Streptophyta; Magnoliopsida; Fabales; Fabaceae. Bases 178 to 1200 code for a protein of 340 amino acids.